AUGACCAAUGCCUCUGAUGGAGUCCGAACAAAAGCCUGGGCAGGACCCGACGUCGGCACUGGGAUGGUCAAGAACAACACUUUCUUUGAUUUUAAAGUGUUCGAUGUAGAUGAUCUAAUUGUGAUUAGCCAGUUGGACCAAUUACUUCGCGACAAUGAUCAUUCGACUUUGCGAAAUUCCUCCGUUGUUCUUAACUCUUGUUCUUCCCGGGUCACUCCAAAUUACUUAUUCAACCCCCAUCUAGAAGUCAGCCCUGGAAACGACCGCAAGGCUGCUUCUCGUCGUUCUUCUAUGCCCGCAGAUAUAACGAGCACGACGCGUGCUACAUAG
Guyanagaster necrorhizus is the source of this 330-nucleotide messenger RNA. RefSeq lists its product as uncharacterized. NCBI's taxonomy places the organism in Eukaryota, Fungi, Basidiomycota, Agaricomycetes, Agaricales, Physalacriaceae. The record is from RefSeq and is a predicted model, not a curated record. The coding region runs from base 1 to 330 and encodes 109 amino acids. The transcript is spliced from 2 exons.